Messenger RNA from Perkinsus marinus ATCC 50983, 807 nucleotides. RefSeq lists its product as hypothetical. Gene Ontology annotation, molecular function: zinc ion binding; SNARE binding. NCBI's taxonomy places the organism in Eukaryota, Perkinsozoa, Perkinsida, Perkinsidae. The transcript has 9 exons. Gene Ontology annotation, biological process: endoplasmic reticulum to Golgi vesicle-mediated transport; COPII-coated vesicle cargo loading; intracellular protein transport. Bases 1 to 807 code for a protein of 268 amino acids. The record is from RefSeq and is a predicted model, not a curated record. Gene Ontology annotation, cellular component: COPII vesicle coat; endoplasmic reticulum exit site.
AUGGUCUCAGCUCAGAUACCUGCGUUACAGUCAGCAGUCAACAGCUCGGGUGUAGCUCUGGGCAUCAUAGCUCAGCCCUUUGCUGAGCUCUCUUGCGAUGAGAAGGACGUGCCUCUCGUUAACUAUGGAGAAUCAGGGCCAAUGAGAUGCCCGCGAUGUAGGGCCUAUGCGAAUCCUGCUUUCCAAUGGAUUGGUGGCGGCGAGGAAUGCAUUUGCAAUUUCUGCAACUAUGUGAUGGAGGUCCCACAGAUACACCAGUGCCCUGUUCCGAGUAUGCGGGAGAGGCCGGAGCUCCAGUUCGGGAGUCCUGAUGGUUCUUCGACAGAACGCCCACCGGGAUUCUGCUUUGUCGUUGAUAGUGGCUACUACAGUGUGGCAUCAGGGAUGUUCCAUCAGAUCAUUGCUAGCAUGCGGACACUGCUUCCUUACAUGCCAACAGCGAGUGAAAUAUGCUUAAUACUCUUUGAUGAUGUUAUUCAUUGCUACCGUUUGAAUUCUACGGAUGAGGCUGAGGAGAUUAUUGUCGCUGAUGUGGACGAACCUUUCCUCCCGAUUCAUUCGAGCGCCUUGUUUGUGAGUCCACAUUCGAGGCAGGAGGCUAUUCAGAGGCUGCUAGACUCGGUCGUACGAGAGGUCGAAUCCAGUAGAAGGCCUUCCGUGUCGUGUGGUUUUGCAGCGCUUCAAGUGGCCACGCAAGGAUUGGGUAUGCACGGUGGUGGAACUGUGUUGAUGUUCUGUGGUCGGCCUCCAAGCCCCCAUGGGUCCAACGGUGACGACCGAUCGAAGUCCCGAGUGGAGGAAGGCUGA